GCUUGUGAGAAUGAGCUGGACUAUCUAUCGUCUAUUUUACGAAUCAUGAACAUCAUAUUGAAAGACAAUCAUCUGCAAUAAUCUAAUAUUAGAUGCAUUAUUUAUUGCAAUUUCUAUUUUAUAACUAGUGUAACACUGCUUUAAAACUCUACAACACCACUGAAGAGCGUUUGGCAUCAUGGGAGCUGGCCCAUUUUGGAAGCUUCUCAUGGUUAUUUUUAUUCCGUUUACAAACGGUCAAGGAUUCUGCUCCGUACCGACUGUAGAAGACGCUUCAACAGAUUCGGUGGCAACGAUUGACUACAAGACGAACGUAACGUACUCAUGCGCAAGAGGCUACAUUCUUACAAAUGGCACUUUAGUAAGAACAUGUCAAGCUGACGGCCAAUUGGAUGGUAUUUCCCCAACUUGUACUCGAGGUUCAAGUGCUAUAAGACUACGUAGCGGUUCAACGCCAUUAGGAGGUCGUGUUGAAGUACUUCACAAUGGGACAUGGGGUACGAUCUGUAAUGAUCUUAUAGACACAAACUUUGCGAAGGUCGUAUGUCGACAGCUCGGAUAUGCUACGGACAAUGUUAUGGUACGUUCGAGUGCCUUUUACGGUGCAGGUACUGGCCCAAUUUGGCUGGACGAUGGUACUUGUCAAGGAAACGAAAGUGUGAUCAACUUGUGUAUGUUCAAACCAUGGGGGGAGCACAACUGUGGGCAUGGAGAAGAUGUCGGAGUUACAUGUAGAUUCUGCUCCGUACCGGCUGUAGAAGACGCUUCAACAAAUUCGGAGGCAACAAUUGACUACAAGACGAACGUAACGUACUCAUGCGCAGGAGGCUACAUCCUUACAAAUGGCAAUUUAAUAAGAACAUGUCAAGCUGACGGCCAAUUGGAUGGUAUUUCCCCAACUUGUACUCGAGUUUCAAGUCUUAUUAGACUACGCAACGGUUCAACGGAAUUAGAGGGUCGUGUUGAGGUAUUUCACAAUGGAACAUGGGGUACGGUCUGUGGCGAUGGUAUAGACAUAAACUUUGCAAAGGUCGUAUGUCGACAGCUCGUUUAUGCUACGGACAAUGUGGCAGUACGAUCGAGUGCCAAUUUUGGUGAAGGCAGUGACCAGAUUUGGCUGGACGAUGUUACUUGUCAAGGAAACGAGACUAUGAUUGAUUUGUGUAUGUCUAGCCCAUGGGGACAGCACAACUGCGGACAUAAUGAGGAUGUCGGAGUUACAUGUAGUUCAAGUGCUAUAAGACUACGUAGCGGUUCAACGCCAUUAGGAGGUCGUGUUGAAGUACUUCACAAUGGAACAUGGGGUACGAUCUGUGAUGAUCUUACAGACAUAAACUUUGCCAAGGUCGUAUGUCGACAGCUGGGAUAUGCUACGGACAAUGUUACGGUACGUUCGAGUACAUUUUACGGUGCAGGUACUGGCCCGAUUUGGCUGGACGAUGGUACAUGUAAAGGAAACGAAAGUGUGAUCAACUUGUGUAUGUUCAGACCUUGGGGACAGCACGACUGUUCUCAUGGAGAAGAUGUCGGAGUAACAUGUAGAUUCUGCUCCGUGCCGGAUGUAGAAGACGCUUCAACAGAUUCGGAGGCAACGAUUGACUACAAGACGAACGUAACGUACUCAUGCGCAGGAGGCUACAUCCUUACAAAUGGCAAUUUAGUUAGAACAUGUCAAGCUGACGGCCAAUUGGAUGGUAUUUCCCCAACUUGUACUCGAGGUUCAAGUGCUAUUAGACUACGUAACGGUUCAACGCUAUUAGACGGUCGUGUUGAAGUACUUUACAAUGGAACAUGGGGUACGGUCUGUGGGGAUGGUAUAGACAUAAGCUUUGCCAAGGUCGUAUGUCGACAGCUCGAAUUUGCUACGGACAAUGUGGCGGUACGAUCGAGUGCCUAUUUCGGUGAAGGCAGUGACCAGAUUUGGCUGGACGAUGUUACUUGUCAAGGAAACGAGACUAUGAUCGAUGUGUGUAUUUCAAGCCCGUGGGGACAGCACAACUGCGAACACAAUGAAGAUGUCGGAGUUACAUGUAGUUCAAGUGCUAUAAGACUACGUAGCGGUUCAACGCCAUUAGGAGGUCGUGUUGAAGUACUUCACAAUGGAACAUGGGGUACGAUCUGUGAUGAUCUUACAGACAUAAACUUUGCCAAGGUCGUAUGUCGACAGCUAGGAUAUGCUACGGACAAUGUUACAGUUCGUUCGAGUGCCUUUUACGGUGCAGGUACUGGCCUGAUUUGGCUGGACGAUGGUACUUGUCAAGGAAACGAAAGUUCGAUCAACUUGUGUAUGUUCAGACCUUGGGGACUGCACGACUGUUCUCAUGGAGAAGAUGUCGGAGUCACAUGUAGUUUCUGCUCCGUACCGGCUGUAGAAGACGCUUCAACAGAUUCGGAGGCAACACUUGACUACAAGACGAACGUAACGUACUCAUGCGCAAGAGGCUACUUCCUUACAAAUGGCAGUUUAGUAAGAACAUGUCAAUCUGACGGCCAAUUGGAUGGUAUUUCCCCAACUUGUACUCGAGGUUCAAGUCUUAUUAGACUACGCAACGGUUCAACGGAAUUAGAGGGUCGUGUUGAAGUAUUUCACAAUGAAACAUGGGGUACGGUCUGUGGGGAUGGUUUCGACAUAAAGUUUGCGAAGGUCGUAUGUCGACAGCUCGAAUUUGAUACGGUCAAUGUGGCAGUACGAUCGAGUGCCUACUUUGGUGAAGGCAGUGACCAGAUUUGGCUGGACGAUGUUACUUGUCAAGGAAACGAGACUAUGGUCGAUUUGUGUAUCUCAAGCCCAUGGGGACAGCACAACUGCGGACAUAAUGAAGAUGUCGGAGUUACAUGUAGUUCAAGUGCUAUAAGACUACGUAGCGGUUCAACGCAGUCAGGCGGUCGUGUUGAAGUACUUCACAAUGGAACAUGGGGUACGAUCUGCAAUGAUCGUACAGACAUUAAUUUUGCCAAGGUCGUAUGUCGACAACUCGGAUAUGCUACGAACAAUGUUAAGGUACUUUCGAGUACCUAUUACGGUGCAGGUACUGGCCCGAUUUGGCUGGACGAUGGUACAUGUCAAGGAAACGAAAGUGUGAUCAACUUGUGUAUGUUCAGACCAUGGGGACAGCACGACUGUUCUCAUGGAGAAGAUGUCGGAGUUACAUGUAGAUUCUGCUCCGUUCCGGCUGUAGAAGACGCUUCAACAGAUUCGGGGACAACGAUUGACUACAAGACGAACGUAACGUACUCAUGCGCAGGAGGUUACAUCCUUACAAAUGGCAAUUUAGUAAGAACAUGUCAAGCUGACGGCCAAUUGGAUGGCAUUUCCCCAUCUUGUACUCGAGGUUCAAGCCUUAUUAGACUACGCAACGGUUCAACGGAAUUAGAGGGUCGUGUUGAAGUAUUUCACAAUAGAACAUGGGGUACGGUCUGUGGGGAUAGUAUAGACAUAAACUUUGCGAAGGUCGUAUGUCGACAGCUCGAAUUUGCUACGGACAAUGUGGCGGUACGAUCCAGUGCCUAUUUCGGUGGAGGCAGUGAUCAGAUUUGGCUGGACGAUGUUACUUGUCAAGGAGACGAGACUACGAUCGAUUUGUGUAUCUCCAGCCCAUGGGGACAGCACAAUUGCGGACAUAAUGAAGAUGUCGGAGUUACAUGUAGCUCAAGUGCUAUAAGACUACGUAACGGUUUAACGCAAUUAGAGGGUCGUGUUGAAGUACUUUACAAUGGAACAUGGGGUACGAUCUGUGAUGAUCUAAUAGACAUAAACUUUGCCAAGGUCGUAUGUCGACAGCUCGGAUAUGCUACGGACAAUGUAACGGUACAUUCGAGUGCCUUUUACGGUGCAGGUACUGGCCCGAUUUGGCUGGACGAUGGUACUUGUCAAGGAAACGAAAGUGUGAUCAACUUGUGUAUGUUCAGACCUUGGGGACAGCACGACUGUUCGCAUGGAGAAGAUGUCGGAGUUGCAUGUAAAGCCUGCUUUGUACCGGACGUAAAAGACGCUUCCAAAGAUACUGGGGCAGUCAUUGUUUACAACAUGACCGUAACGUACACAUGUGCAGGAGGCCACCUCCAUACAUAUGGCAAUUUAGUUCGGACAUGUCAAACUGACAGCCAAUUGGAUGGUUCUUCCCCAACUUGUACUCGAGAUUGUGGCACCGUACCAGCAGUGCCUUACAGCACGUAUAACGCUCCCACAGACACACUCCUCGGUUCACGUGUGACAUACUCGUGUAACACUGGAUAUACGGUGUCAGGUCCAGGGACAAUUGUAUGUUUGACAAGCGGUUGGGCCACACGACCAGUCUGUCAUCCAGGUAUCCCUCGCUUAUACAGUUCCCGACAGAAAAAGGUACGUUUGCACAAAAGCAGUCGGUUACCUCCCUCCAAACUCCUGGCCUUUGUUACUCCUGAUUCAUCAUCGCAGACACCUGAUGAGUUCAGGACCAGAUUAUGCCCCGAAAAUGAAAAGUCGUGCGCAAUAUAAGUUGCACUCCUCCUUUCCCGAUAAGCAUCAGAUUUCGCAAAAACAUGCGGAACAUUCCUCCGAGGUAGUACAGGCGUCUUCUCACAGCCAGUCUGUGCGCAGAUGUACUGUACUCAUGCAUUGAAGGAUAUAACUAAAUCUCUUGUAUAGGAUGGUAAAUCCACCUGGCAGUCAUUGCAAUAAAGUUUCAGCAGUGUGCACAAUCAUUUGGCUGGAUUACAGAUGUUUGUAAACUAUGCUUAUUACAUAUUGUUUGUCAGGAAAGGCACAUGAAAAAAGUGCUCGAUUGCUUCAAUGUAGUCCAUGAAUGCCCUACCGUUCUUUAUUAAGCAAAUUUAAGGAACGCUUUGGUUCAGAGUUUGCCGCCUCCGCGCAGGCCACGUUUGCUGAUGCUUCUCAGGAAAAGGGUAAGAAUAUGAAAGUGGGCAGAAAGGGUACAGGAACUAGCUGCCGAAGCUUUCCGUUCACUUCCAGAGACCUUCACACUCAAGGCGUGCAAGAUCGUGAAGCUGGUCAUAGCACCUUCAUGCGUAAGUAUACAACCAUCGAAGAGGCCAUGAAUAACAUUAGGUUGUUUCAGCAUUCCAAGAGUGCUAUUGGAAGACUAAAUUCGUUCAUAAAGCUGAUUUUGACGAUGAUACAGCAAAUGUUAACGCCGUUCAGCAUUCCACUGGACCUGCGUUAGACAUGAGCGUUCUGCAAUACGAAUUACAGAGGUUGCGAGAUGAGGUGAAGAGGCUAGACGAAGCGAGGCCCACUCAGCAGCGUAGCUGUCAGCAACUUUUGAACCGCCCGCGAGGUACGUAUAGAUGUUACGUUUGUGAUAGUAAGUCACACAUGAUUGCUGAAUGUCCCCAUAAGAAGGACUUUAAGGCGUUUCUUUUAAAUGCAAAAGGGUGAAGUACUGCCACCAAAAAUCUGAGAACGAAAUAUCAGUCUACAAUAUGUGCUAAGCGUUGUGUAUACGUCAUCAUUUUAGGUGUGUUUAUGAGAAAAAGAAAGUAUGCAAAUUGAAAAUUGCUCUUUAAGAGUUUUCACUCGCAAUUUUUGUAAGUACCUUAAAACUUUUCCAAUUUUUGCCCACAAAAUGCGAGUAGUAAAUUCGAGCCCUGUAACAUGUAGCUUUAAAUCCUUAUCCUACUCAUGUUGGAUGACAGUUCAUUUUGUAUGGGUGUAAGGUAAAUUAGCAUACAUUACAUUAAUAAAAGAAAAAUACUGGUGAUUUAAGAAUAUUAGAACUUAGGCCUGGUCAAAAAAUCUGACUGCAUGACAGUUUUUUUCAGAACCAAAAAUAAAUAUUUAUAAAAUAUGAUGGACUCAAGUGACCUUUAAACCAGGUGGCUUCCGAGUACAGAUUAAAAUCACAGAAGAGUUCAAAUUUGCUGCAAUAAAUAAUUUGUUCUUUAAUAAAGCUGAUGGUUAACACAUAGUUUGAAAUUAUACUUCUUAUCUUGAAUUGUGAUUAUAAAAUGCACUUAAUGUUUACUUGCUCAAAGGGGUGUUUGCCAGGCAAAAGUUUUUGAAGGGGCAGUUUAUUCUGGAGUACAGAGGAGUACUGUGUAAACAGCAGUCUGAUGGUGAUGAAAUGAUCAAACACCAUUUUAGACAUAACAACAAGGAGGACUGGUAUGAAUAUAAUUUUUGUUGUAAACUACAAAUAAAUUGGUAUAGUAAUAAAUUGCUAUCUGUCUUCCUUUAUACACUUCUAUUUUAGCAUGUCUUUUUUCGACGAAAAUGUCUGGAUAUUGUGAUGGCCAUAGCGUUGUACCAAAGAUCCAUCUCAGUUAAAAGUUUAUUUUGUAAAAUUAUGCAUAGACAUAAUAUCUUGUCGUGUCUGGGCUGUUAUUUGGGGUUGAAAAUAAGCCCUAUUACCAAUGCAAAAAUCCAUAAUUUUUCCCCAUAACUGAAAAAAAUGUGUGUUUUAUAUUUAGAAAAAAACAUUUUUUAGCAAUAUUUAGGUGUAUUCUCCAAAUAAAACAACAUUAUCAAAUUCAUUUGUUUCGUUUCGAAGUUUUAAACAGAAGCAUUAUUCUUCUCAAGAUAAAAACAACAGUAUCAAAGUCAUUUUUUCGUUUCAAUAUUUUAAACAGAAGCAUUAUUGUUCUAAAAAUAAAAACAAAAUCCAAUGACACCAAAGAGGUAGAAAAACACAUAGGGACAUUUGUCAUAAUAUAUUUUCUCUCUUUGUAGUAAUGUUAUAUGUUUUAAUUGUUUUUAAUAGCAUCGAUGCCUCAAAAUAUUAGUGUCUGGCAUGUAUGGUCAACAACUUGGACCGACACACAAAGCCUAAUUGCAAAUUAGUAAAAGUUGUUGAUGACAGACAUCAACCAAGACUCUGUCUGUGUGCAACUGAAAUGAUUAGCAAAGACACUAAAUUAAGGUACGAUAAUUUUGUUGCUGAUGUACCUUGGAGAAACUAAAAGGUAAGCGAUAUAACGUUUUAAUUUUCUCUUCUUUUUAAUUGAAUCAUAAUUAUAGUGAAUACAUUGUGCUAAAACUCUGUUUGAUGUUAAAUAAAGUCUGACGGGUAUUGCUUCUCACUUGGGUCAAAUUUGCCUUAUUGAUUUCCCCUACUGAUACCCAAAUUUGGUAUGAGCUUUAUGAAAUCACAAUGUUUAAUAAUAGACCGUCAUACAACCUCGACCUCUAGUUUCAGUAAGUCUUGAAUUAUUUCUGUCAUCGCUUGUUUGUUUUUUUGUGAGAAUUUUCCCUUUAAAAACUAUAUAUACUUAGGAUACUACUCUAUUUUUGGCUUAAUUGAAAUGAAUGUUUUAAUUUAUUACAUAGCCUAUGGGCAGACAAGACCUAAUCAAUAAUUGAAUUCCUUGUAAUUGAGAAUAUUUUAUUAGGUGUACACAAUCAUUGCUAUAACAUUCACAUAGACUUAGGUUGAAUCCAGACAUGUAUUUGCGACUUUAUGAAGUAAUUUAAACCAGAACGUUGACAUCAAUGACUCUGCAUUUACGAACUUGUAUACCAUAUUUUGCAGAAAAAUGAUGUCAAGCCUGUGGUUUUUGAACAAUUCAGUAAUAACGAGAAGUUCCUUGUUAAUUGUUUUUGUUGUUGCAAAGUUUUUCAGAAUAUGCAAAACUACAUAUAUAGUGUAUGUGAAAAGCCUUUUAGCAUACGAAAAUAUUGAUUGUUAACACAUUCGGUACUUUAUGUUUCUAAGAAGCAGUGUACAUGCAAUUAAAUAUUUAAUAAAAAAGUUCACAUCGACUUAAAACUACAAAAUUCUAAUGCAAACAAUGUUUUUUGGGGGUAUUAAAACAGCGAGACAAUAUGUCUGGCGAAGUUUACAUUUACACACGACAAAUUGAAGAUCUACUGGCAAUGACAUGCUCUCUGACUCAUUAAACGUACUCUGAUAUUUGCCUUCAUUUUUUUCCAAUAUCACCUAAAAGUUGUAUAACGUUUCCACCCAACCAUUUGAACAUUCCUGAUUGUGUUCACCAUUUUAAUAAGAUUACGGAAAGCCCUGUCCUAUGAUUGCCGUAAAAGCCACAAAGUAAUAAGAAAUGCAAGAAUUUUGUGUUUAAUAGUACAUCAGAAUGUUUGUUGGGAUCUUAAAACUGUUAAAAUGAAAAGUAUUUUUCCAUAAUUAAUUCAUUAUGUGAUUGGCCUUUGUUGUGACCACACAAUCAUCUAUACUGCAGUUCAUAAAUAGGUUAAUUAACUCUUGUAGUAUGUUCAAUGCUUCUUUGUGUGUUAGAAUUGUACCUUAGAAUGUUUGAACGUAAUCUAAAAUUGUGAAAUGAUUUUAUGACUCUUUAUAUACAUUUGUUUGCAAUGAAGACAGAUACUUUUAUAAUAUCUCAUAAAUGAUCAUGAAUUUACCAUCCCUAAGGGGAGCAUAUUAAAAUCAUCUGUGUGUCCUUCUGUCCCUCCCAGUUGUCUGUGUCAGGACUUGUAUUUAUUUAUCAAUAGACUGAUUUUAAAAUAAAUUUGCAAAUGUGUUAUGCAUACAAAGACGUCAUGUCGCGUGCAAGGCCAAUCUCCCUACCUCUAAUGUCAAGGUUACAGUAUAUAAUUUUGCAUAAUUAUAAGGACAAAUGUGUAUUGUUGGUGGUGUCCGGACUGUUACCUUUUCAUGUAUGAACAGAUCUCAAAGUAACUGUAAUGUUUUAAUGUAUGGACAGAUUUUUAAAUAACUUUGCACAUUUGACAAGCACGUAAAGACAACAUGUUAAGACCUGUGUUCCUUUUUCAAAGAUCAAGGUCACAGGUUUCUAUGUUUUAUUACCUCACAAAGUAUGCGAAACGUUUUUAAAUAAUGGUGUGUUGCUGUAUGACAAAAGUGUUUUUCGAAAUGACUGUAUGUAAUCUAAAAUUUAAAUUGUAAAAUGAUAUUACAACUCCCGAAAUCUACGUUUGUGAACAUAAGACAAAUACUUUAAUAUCCCAUAAUGGCAUUAUGACAUGGCAGAUCUGCGCGUGGUAUAGGAUUUCAAUGUAUUUCAGAUCCUGAUAAAGAUGGCCAUACAGUUGCAGAAACUACAGAGGUCACAUAACCAUCUGAAGAUGCCCUCGGUGCAUCAACAGAAGUCUUAAAUAUGCUUAUCAUGGGAAACUGGAGUACUAAUUAGUUCAUACUAGUUUAUUUAACUUACCUGAUUGUGUAAAAGCUAAUUUAUUUUAAACACACUCCAUUUCCUUAGUCACACAUGAUACAAGAUACAAGAUCUGAAACAGAUACAUACUUUUAUCUGUUGCACAUCGACAAGCACUGACUAUAAGUACCUCAUGAUGUAUGCUAAAAUUUGUAAUGAAUUGUGUGUAUGUGUUGAAGUUAAACCCGAACGUUUGUUUAGCUUAAUUCAGUAAAACUUAAGCUUGUUCUCAAUUAACAGAUUCAUUGUGUCUGGGUUAUUUCAUCAUCUAUUGGGUGUCACUUCGGGGACAUCGUUUUUCCGUAAUGACAAACACAUGUUGAUUUAUACAUCUAGAUCUUGUAUGUUCGAAAUUUUGUAAGUAUCUAGUUAGUUAAUUAUUGCAUGUGUUAUUUUUGUACCUGAAUACCAGUAUAUGUGUGUGAAGCUUUUAGCUUUGUUUGUGACAGUGUACAUUUAACUUAACUGUUUGUUUCAGAUGCUGUAGGGAACUGUGGGACAGUUGCCCCAUCCACAGUUGUCUCUGAACAUGCCGAAAGGCCGCCUCAAGAAGAGAUGGACUCGAACUCGCGUAUCGGUUACUGACACAGACGAGCAAGUGGAUACAGUCAUUCAGGCCCUUGAAAGGAUUUUCUGUAAACAGGAUAACAAGUACCUUGACUAUCUGCUGAGGGUUCUUCUUCCACAAAUGCUUGUGAAGAUCCAUAUGGAAAUACACAUGCCAGCAAUGACCAAAUCUGUCAAGUCUGUAUCACUUUAAUCUCUGGAACUUGGGUGAAAUGUUCACUACAUCAAGACAACAUGUGUAAUCUACACUACAUGGGUGCUUGAUAAAGGUUUAAUUUAAGGUCAAAGGUUCAUGUCAUAGGUUUCAUUUGUAUCCAUUAGUGACGGAUUAGAUAUUUUUAGGAAAAAAUCAGUUGUAUGAUAAUAAACCUUUUAUUAUUCUCUUUUCUAUUUAUGCAUUUCAGAUCCCGUUAAAGACGAUCAUACAGUUGCAGAAACUACAGAGAUCUAAGAACCAUAUGAAGAUGCCCUCGUUGCAUCAACAGAAGUCUUGGAACAUGCAGUAAAAUGAUGCUACAGGGAACAAUGGUGCAGUUGCCCCAUCCACUGUCGUCUCUGAAUAUGCUGAAGGACCGUCUGAAGAUUCUGUGGAUGCUAGUGGUUCCCUGGAUGCAUCCGUGAAAAUCCCAGAUUCUUCUGAAGAUUCUGAUGAUUCAUCCAAAGAAAUCUCUGUACCUCAUGAUGACAGCCUUGUUGAUUCCGACUUUGAUCCUGAGCAUUAUGACUCUUCUGACUACUCUAAAAUUAUACCACUAUUCAACUAUAUAGAUGGAAGAAACAACAAUGAUUCUGAACAGACUAAAAGCUCUGGAAUUAAACCAGUUUUGAACAAUAUAGAUUCUGACCAAGAUCCUGCGCAUGAUGCAGCUUCUGAAUGAUCUGAAAGAACGUAGAUGAGAGAAAUGAAAACACUGUCAUGCCAAACAUAGAUGGACAGUGAUAUGUCAGUAUGUGCAAUGAAGAGGGAAGCAAUUAUGUUACUUGAGAUUGUCUUUGCGAUAUCUAGUUGCUUUCGUUUUUAAUGGACAUCAUUUUUUGUGCCGCCGUACGUUUCAUUUUAGGAAUUACACUAAACAAUCUACACAUGGUAGAUAAUCAUCAGCUUUGGUACUAUUUCAUCUUGAAUAUGUUACUCAAGUGCAUAGGAGACCAGGCAGAUGACUUUAUGAUUUUGUGUGAAUGACUGGACACAUAGCAUCCCGAUUUCUGCCCUGCAGACCAUUGUCAAAAACAAAAUUAACAAGGAACAAAUGCUGCGUUUGGCAGGUGAUAUAAAGAAGCUGCAGAAUUACUUGGAGAAAACUGCUGACGAAUGCCUCUCAACUUUAGACACGGACUUUGAAAAGUCAGGCAGGAAAAUGCUCAACAAAGUUAACUUAUCCCGUCUGGUAAUGUUCAACAGGACAAUAGGUGCAGAAGUAGAAAGGAUGAACGUUUCUGAUUAUAAUUCUAGGAAAGCUACAAGUAAAUUGAAGAGUGCACUCAGUUCAGUAGAAAGGAUGCUUUGUGCCCGAUUUGACCGGGUGGAGAUUAGCGGGUAAAAGGGCAAAAUCGUGCCAGUCCUAUUGCUGCCUAUGGUACAAAAGAGUAUUGACCUCUUGUUGAAAUACAGGAAAGAAUCAGGCGUACAUGAAAAACGAAGAGCUGUUCACGGGCAACAGACUGAGCAAGCAUGUGGCGAUAGUGUCUCAGAUUUUGAAUUCAUGACUUGGAGGUGCUUAUGAACUUCGUGGGGCAUGUUAUUGAGGUCCAUAGUUCAUUUUAUCGACUCCCCCAAGGUACCAUUCAGGUUACCAAAACGGGCAAACUUCUGACAGCGUUCAACAAUGGAACAAUUGGCAAAUACAGUGGCAAGUCUCUCGACGAGAUCUCGUUGGAUGAAGACCUAAGCAGAGAUGAGGAAGCUGAAUAUGAUUGUCAGAUGAUUGACAGCAGUUUAGCCUCAGAUGCGACAGAUGCCAUUGUUUCUACAGGACCUGCUCUGGUGAUAUAAUACACGUAAAAGGUCAGCACUGGAAAUAGAGAGUCACACAUCGUCGAAAAUGCCAGCUGUCGAGGCAACGAGUAAAUGUAAAGAAUUCGGGAAAGAAGAUGGCUUGACAAGCUUCUGGAGCGCCUGCAAUCGUUUGUAGCGACCAGGAUCAACCGCGCACGUGACUCGGAUGAGGAGAAGCAGCAUAUGUACGACACCGUCAUCCAGCGACUCAACACUCUGAGCACGGACGCCGUAAAUAUAAAGAACAGCUUAUUGGAGACGACGCGGGCGGCUUGCGGGGAAAUUUCUCGCCGCAUGCACCAGCAUUUCAACAAGACGGAAGUGCAGGCGCAGCUUAAACACUGGACGGACAUUGAGGCACCCGGACCUGAUGCGGACGACUUUGAGACCAUAUGGUUAAAAGGCUACACAGCCAUAAAGGAGCGAAUUCGUAGGAAGAUUCGGGACUGGGAGCACGAGACAGGACUCGUGAGACACAUGCUGGAUGACCUCACGCGCCGCUUCAAGGAGAAGUGCCAGCUUUUAUCCGAGGAGACGAAGAAACUUGACGUAAUUAUUGAAGGCGAUCCGCAAGAAAACGAGGCAGUGUUUCCGCUAG
Messenger RNA from Mya arenaria, 12248 nucleotides. Its product is annotated as deleted in malignant brain tumors 1 protein-like. The transcript is spliced from 35 exons. The record is from RefSeq and is a predicted model, not a curated record. NCBI's taxonomy places the organism in Eukaryota, Metazoa, Mollusca, Bivalvia, Myida, Myidae. The coding region runs from base 179 to 4477 and encodes 1432 amino acids. Gene Ontology annotation, cellular component: membrane.